AUGUCUAUGUCCAUUGAAGAAUGCCAAACCCCUCGCCCGGGCUUUCCCAAGCCUGUACCGGACACGCCGACAAACGUCAUGCAGCAAUUCAGCAUGAAGGGCAAAGUAAUCGUCGUCACAGGCGCCGCUGAGGGAAUUGGCGGUGCAGUUGCAGAUGCUAUGGCAGAAGCCGGUGGAGAUGUUGCACUAUGGUACAAUUCCAACUCCGCCGCUAUAAAGCGCGCCGAAAACCUGGCCUCACAGCACGACGUCAAAACCAAAGCCUACAGCGUCAACGUGACCGAUGCCGCAGCCGUACAGGCUGCAAUCAAGCAAGUCGUAUCCGACUUCGGCAAACUCGACGUCUUCGUCGCCAACGCCGGAACCGGCGAUUCCCAACCCCUCCUCCAACAAUCCCUCGACGCCUACAAAAACCUCAUGGCCACCAACAUCGACGGCGUCGUCUUCAGCGCCAAAUACGCCGGUGAAGUCUUCGCCGCCCAAGGCUUCGGCAACCUGAUCCUCACAUCCUCCAUCUCCGCGCACAUUGUCAACGUGCCGAUCGACCAGCCGAUAUACAACGGCACCAAGGCGUUUGUAUCGCACCUGGGUAAGAGUCUGGCGCGCGAGUGGCGCGAGUUUGCGCGGGUGAAUGUGGUGAGUCCGGGGUUUUUCAACACCAAGAUGGGGGCGGGGCCGAAGGUUAUUAACGAGGGACUGAGGAUGAUUCCGCUGGGGAGGCAGGGGGAUGUUAAGGAGAUUAAGGGACUGUUUUUGUACUUGGCGAGUAACGCAAGUAGUUAUAUGACGGGGAGUGAUUGUAUUAUUGAUGGCGGGUAUGUGUUGCCGUAG
Parastagonospora nodorum SN15 is the source of this 831-nucleotide messenger RNA. RefSeq lists its product as hypothetical. NCBI's taxonomy places the organism in Eukaryota, Fungi, Ascomycota, Dothideomycetes, Pleosporales, Phaeosphaeriaceae. The record is from RefSeq and is a predicted model, not a curated record. The coding region runs from base 1 to 831 and encodes 276 amino acids. Gene Ontology annotation, cellular component: intracellular anatomical structure. The transcript has 2 exons. Gene Ontology annotation, molecular function: oxidoreductase activity, acting on NAD(P)H, oxygen as acceptor.